AUUUUCCGUACUUGCUCUGAUUCGAUUCCAAUUUUAGCCAUCAACCAUGUCCGAGGUAAACUUUUCCACUCGUGCCUACUGCAAAAUGCUGCUCCACGCGGCCAAAUAUCCGCACCUGGCCGUAAACGGGCUGCUGCUCGGUGCCAAGGGAAACGACCAGAAGGUGCUGGAUGCGGUUCCACUCUUCCACCAGUGUCUGCAUGUGACUCCGAUGUCGGAAAUUGCCCUCAUCCAGGUAGAAGCCAUAGCCGCCAAGGAGGGCCUCCAGGUGCUGGGAUACUACGCCGCGGCGGAGAAUUUCUACGACAACAGCCUGGAGAAGGCUCCGGCAGCGCGCAUUGCCGACAAGGUGGCGGAGAACGUGAGCGGAGCGGUGUUUGCUGUGAUUGACAAUCGGGCCGUUUCGAUCAACAUGCACUACCCGGCGCUGAAGGUUUGGCAAAGCAAGGAUGGCCGCUGGGCCAAGGUGGCCAAGUGCUCGGUGGAGGAUUCGAAGAAUACGUUCGAUGCCGUUUCCAGUCUGUUGCAGCGCGGAGCGAUGAAGGAACUGAACGAUUUCGAUAACUAUCUGGACAAUACGGACAACGAUUGGAGCAAUGCGCAUCUGAACCGGGACUUGGGGCAGAUUUUGUCGAUGUACUAGAAAGGUGGGGUUUUUUUUAUGUGUAAUCGCAUUUCCAAAAAUUGUAAUUUAUUCACAAAGCUAUAAGUUGUAAUAAAGGGCUUCAUUCAAUGUUA
Ochlerotatus camptorhynchus is the source of this 738-nucleotide messenger RNA. It is a transcript of the gene EMC8-9, whose product is annotated as ER membrane protein complex subunit 8/9. NCBI's taxonomy places the organism in Eukaryota, Metazoa, Arthropoda, Insecta, Diptera, Culicidae. The transcript is spliced from 2 exons. Gene Ontology annotation, cellular component: EMC complex. Bases 47 to 643 code for a protein of 198 amino acids. The record is from RefSeq and is a predicted model, not a curated record.